AUGGUCGGGAUCCCACGAAGCAAGGGGUGCCGGAUAUGUGUUCAGCGUCGGGUGAGGUGCGAUCUGACACGCCCGAUCUGCAACAAUUGCAAGAAGGGCAAUCGUCCCUGCCCAGGAUACGAUUCUGAUCUCAGAAUCCACGAUGAAGGCUCCAGGCUCAGGAAGCGUUUCGCUCAGAAGGAUGCGACCGGGUCUCAACUCGGCUUUGAUAGCGAGUCGCCCGCAACAUCGACGAGUCACCACAGUCGGUCCGCAGAAUCGUCUCCAGAAGAAGUGCUAGAGUUGAUUGCUCGUUCCAAGACUCCCGACUUGGAAGAGCAACUUUAUCAGCACGGCCAGUGGCCAGAGGCCGGCAGCACCUUCGCUGACUUGAUGCCGAAUCAGGUGUUCCCUGAAGCCGACACCUCGUCCAGUCAGGUAUCAUUCGCAGGCUUCCCUGGCCUCCUGAAUGGCGGAUCCAUCAAUCUUGACAUGACAUUCUUUAUGGCUCUCAAUGGCAGUGUCUACUCUCCGUAUCUGGCGCAAGAACAACUUCUCAGCACCUUCUCAUCCUCCUUGAGUGGUCACGGUCCACUUCUCCUUCCUCCUCAGAUGCGGAGCCACCAAAACUGGCUCUCUCAAUUACCGCGCAUGUUCGGUUCGAAACUCCUCGACACCACUAUCCGAGCUGUAUCUCUGGUCCACUUAGGCCGGGUUCAGCAGUCAGAGGUCUUUGUGCAAGAAUCGAGACGAUUCUACGGCAACGCUCUUCGCCUGCUCAACAAAGCCCUCACUACUGACACAGACGGCAUGUCGACUGAGACACUGUCCGCGACCAUCCUGCUCUCAUUCUACGAGAUGUUUGCUUCUGACUCGAAUGACUCAUGGGUGCGUCACUCCGGCGGCGCCGGAUUGCUGAUGCGGCUCCGCGGACCAACUCGACAUCUAAGCGGCUUGGAUCGGGAUGUCUAUCUCGCUUAUCGACAUACCAUCAUCAUCGAUGCAUUUAUGAGAGAUGAGCCGUGCUUUCUGGCCGAGCCACAGUGGCUCGAGAUGGCUGAGAGGAUUCACAACGACCUGCGAGCCUCUGGCAUCGCUGACGAGCGGCUCGAAAUCUUUGAGCUUGCCGAAGAAUUCUACCUCGAACAUGUACAAAUCCCCACGACGCUCAGGGAUGCCAGGCAUCUGGAGGAGUCUAAACGGAAGAUGACACCUGACCAGUACGCAGCCCACACUGAAUUGGUGCUGGCGCGAGCACGACUGCAUAGGGCAAAUCUGAAAUCUAUCAAUCUGAGGUUCCGAGCGGCGCUCAUGAGAAAUGGACUCGAGACAUCCUCAAUGGACACCAUGGACCCCGUCUUUCCCAAACAAUACGUUUUCGCGAACGUAUUCGUCGCAUCGCAAUACAUAGGCCAUUGGACGAUCAUGCUGAUCCUGAAUCUCAUCCUCAAGGAUAAUGAAAAGGAAUUUGCGCCCGAGAAGAACUCGCUGUACCUGAUGGAAAACCGAGAGAUGUGCCGGGACAUCUGUCGGACCACUCCAUUCAUGCUGACGUCGUCAUUUCUGGGGCCUUUCUUUGUCAUUUUCGCCUUGAGGCUAUGCUUGAUGGUGUUUGAGCCAGGGCAAGAGAGGGAUUGGGUCGUCCGCAAACUCACUCAAAUAGGUGACACGCAUAUGAAGAUGGCUGCAGAUAUACCGACCUUCGAACCCGAACACAGCCUGCAGGAGCCAGAUACGCAGCAUCCAGAUGCAGCAAGACUGGAAGAAUUUGCUUGA
Molecule: messenger RNA, 1755 nt
Organism: Cladophialophora yegresii CBS 114405
Lineage: Eukaryota; Fungi; Ascomycota; Eurotiomycetes; Chaetothyriales; Herpotrichiellaceae
Exons: 1
Coding region: 1-1755 (584 amino acids)
Biological process (GO): regulation of DNA-templated transcription
Molecular function (GO): DNA-binding transcription factor activity, RNA polymerase II-specific; zinc ion binding
Source: RefSeq, a predicted model, not a curated record